Molecule: messenger RNA, 617 nt
Organism: Brassica oleracea var. oleracea
Lineage: Eukaryota; Viridiplantae; Streptophyta; Magnoliopsida; Brassicales; Brassicaceae
Exons: 1
Source: RefSeq, a predicted model, not a curated record
AUGCAAGCUGGACAUGUAUUGUUAGGAAGACCAUGGCAGUGGGAUAGAGAAACUAAGCAUGAUGGUAGAACUAAUAUGUAUACAUUCAUGCAUGAUAAGCGUAAGAUAAGCUUAGCACCUCUCACACCAGAACAAGUCCAUGAAAUUCAUUUGCAAAUGGUUAAAGAGAAAGAGAAGUAUGUUAAAUCUAACUUUCUUAUCCGGCCUAGCUGUGUAAGAAAGGCUGCUGCUACCAAACACACAAUGCUACUUAUGAUCUUUAAGGAGCUUUUGAGUUCAGGUUAUGAUGAGUUAACUCUUCACCCAGAGAUUACUAAGCUUCUUGACAGGUUCAAAGAUGUGUUCCCAGAAGAGAUUCCACACGGUUUACCCCCACUCCAAGGCAUUGAGCACCACAUAGACUUCAUACCAGGAUCUGCUUUGCCAAACAAACCAGCUUAUAGGGUGAACCCGGAAGAGACCAAAGAAUUGGAGAGGCAAGUUCAGGACCUACUGGACAAAGGAUACGUGAGGGAGAGCCUCAGUCCCUGUGCUGUACCAGUCUUACUUGUACCAAAGAAAGAUGGAACAUGGAGAAUGUGUGGAGACUGUCGAGCCAUCAACAACAUCACCAUCAA